UGUGUGUGUUUGUGUGUCCUAACAGAGCAGGCAGACCAUCAGUGGAGUGGACCCAGAGGCUGUGGAUAUGGUUCGUGGACUCUCCAAACGGUAAGGGAGAGAUCAUCACCCUGCUCCUCUGUUCAAGGCAAACAAAGCUGACAAAAAGAGGAGAUCUUUACGCGCGCGAGAAUAUGAACAAAGUCGAAGCAUCAUGUCGACCCGCCGCGUCUCUGAAAUUCACCAUUGACAACAUCCUGAACUUAAAGAGAACCGGAACCAGCUGCGGGAGUUCUCGUCCCGCCGGGGAGCAGGAUGAGGAGGCCACGGCGACCGACGGUGUCCAGAGCUACAGGGGGGAGAGGAGACCCCCAGAGAGGCCGGAGCCCGGCACCAGGCUCAGCCAAACAGAGCUGAUGACGAACUGCAGCGGAGCCGCAGAGCCGGUGAUCAUCGGCCGCGGGAAGCGGCGGGACGCGGCGGAGACGCGCUUCGACAGCGGAGACAGCAGCUGCGACGACGCCGGCUCGCCCGCCGCAGCCUCGGACCCCCGCAACGACGGGAGCCCCGCCAAGAAGAGCAAAGCGGUCACGAAAAAGAAGACGCGCACCAUUUUCUCCAAGAGACAGAUCUUCCAGCUGGAGUCCACCUUCGACAUGAAACGGUACCUGAGCAGCGCAGAGCGCGCGUGCCUCGCCAGCUCCCUGCAGCUCACAGAGACCCAGGUCAAAAUCUGGUUCCAGAACCGACGGAAUAAGUUGAAACGACAGAUCUCCACAGAAAUGGACGGACCGGUUAGUGACUUUUCUGAGAGCGGGAAGGCCGUGGCGGUGGGGCAGCUGCCGGCCUUGUACAAGGAGAGCAACCUGCUGGGCAGAUGCCUGGUGCCCGUGCCGCUGCCGGUGGUGUACCCGGGGGGCGGCGCGCCUUACCUCUGCUUCUCCAGCGCCAGCAAGUACUUCAGCCUGUACGAGGGGGACGUAUGAUGCUCCGAACCUUUGGGGGACACUUUUGAUGAUUUGUUGCCAAGUUUUGAGCAUUUAAAAUGUUGUUUGAUGGCGCAGCCAGACGUUUUUUAUGAAGACUGCAGAAACUUUGGCAGAGAAAGAACUUCCUUUUCCUAACAGGCAAACUCAGUUUUAUUUAUUUUCAUUUCAAGUUAUGGGUUUUAAGUAGGCCGGACAUUAAACCUAUGGUUACACCUUUUGUAGAAAACAGGCACAAAUGAAACCACAGGAAGGCCUCAAACAUCAUUUACAUGUUUACCUUAUUUCUAGCAUUUUAAUAUUAUUUUAUCUUGAACAUCAGCCUAAGCCACCAAAGAAAUUACCAUAGCCUAUCUGCAUGCUUUUCUGUAUCAUUUUUAUCAUUGUAAUUAUGUAUUUAAAUGAAUGUAAUUAACAUUUAUUUUUGUUUCACGCAUGUUUUAUUUUGAGUAUCUUACUUUUCUUAUUCCACUUUGCCAAGAGGCACAUUACACCUUUUACUCAAACUGUAAUUAAAACAGCUUUUAAAAAGGCUUUUACAGAAUUGAUUCAGUAUUUUUGAGAAAAAAAUAAAAGUUUCUCAGAAAAUUUCUUUUUAUUACACUAAAUGACAAAUGGACUCAGUGUAUGUUUUUGUUUUUAUUUUUUAAAUACAAGUCCUGAUAGCUUGUGUUAGUUGCAGCUUGUUGCAUCCUUUUAAAAACACAGGAGAUACCAACAAAUCUAUGAACAGGUAAUAGAGACCUGAAAAAAAUAUUUUGAGAGAUAGUUAGAAAAAGUUUGAGUGGCAGAAAAAUCUCAUAAGGGCUCCUUUGUCAUGCCUGCAACGCUCCAGGCCUCAGAAACAGCCUAGUAAAACUCAGUGUUCUGAAUUAUGAUCAAAAACACAUUUUUUGUAUAAAAAGUAACACAUUUUUUGUAUAAAAAGUGUAAAGUUUGAUCCGAUUUCUAAAGUCUUUGAGGCUAAACAAUCUGAAGAUAAUUUAUUCUGGUAUACAUUGAUCCAAUCUAGGAAAAACAUGAACAGAUCAGUGAUUAAUUGUAAUAAAAGUUUAAAUAUUCUAACGAAACACUAUUUUAUCUCAGGGAAAAUACUGUUACUUAAAAGUAAAUUUAAAAGUGUCAAAUUUCACAUUAAUGCCAAGAUGGUUCCACAUUAAGACAAGAGAUGAGACUCAUUUCCUCCUAAACUUCUCUGUAAAUGCGUCUGGAUGCAGCAAUUAUCUCUGCAUGUAUGAAUAAUGCAACAUGCCAGAAGAGCAAUGUGAGAUUAAUUCUUUACCUGCGCUUAGGAAAUGAGUAUUAUGGGAAAUACUCAUUCAUGCAGGGAGCGGCUGGCCGACGCAGACACGAGGUUUGACUCAGAGGAGAAAGUAUUUAAAUCACCCUGCUCAGUGGUCAGUCUUUAUCCUAAAACCACAGAAUCAGCACGAACUCAACAUCAAACUAAACAAGUCUUUAUAUGUAACAUGACAAAACAUCUCUUCACAUUAUCUGGUUUGUGUAACAAUAAAUUAUUAGAGGAAUGAUUUGUAUUGUAUAGGCAAAUUAAGUCAAUUUGACUGCUAAUUUUGUAAGUAAAAAAUACUCUAUCAA
Molecule: messenger RNA, 2561 nt
Organism: Austrofundulus limnaeus
Lineage: Eukaryota; Metazoa; Chordata; Actinopteri; Cyprinodontiformes; Rivulidae
Product: homeobox protein HMX2
Exons: 2
Coding region: 174-965 (263 amino acids)
Biological process (GO): regulation of transcription by RNA polymerase II
Cellular component (GO): nucleus
Molecular function (GO): DNA-binding transcription factor activity, RNA polymerase II-specific; RNA polymerase II transcription regulatory region sequence-specific DNA binding
Source: RefSeq, a predicted model, not a curated record